Odocoileus virginianus texanus is the source of this 946-nucleotide messenger RNA. The record is from RefSeq and is a predicted model, not a curated record. NCBI's taxonomy places the organism in Eukaryota, Metazoa, Chordata, Mammalia, Artiodactyla, Cervidae.
CCAGGGUGGGAGGUGGCAGCCUCCCCUUGGCUGUAGGCACCUGCCUCCAGGUCUGAGCGCUGUUUUUCAGAGCCAAGUCCGCGUCACGCUCGCUCAGCCCCUGACCUCCCGUGGGUGCCACCAUUCAUUCCCGUGUUUACAGCAGUUCUGGCGUUGGCGUAGCCUGGUUUACCAAGAGCUCUAACCAGCAUGUCACUCUUGUCUCCUGUUUCUGAACAAACCCCUCAGCCGUCCGCUCCUGGCUGACUCGGAAGCACGUCCAGCGGCUGCACGCGGCUGCCACGGUCAUCAAGCGUGCGUGGCGGGAGUGGAGGAUCAGAAUGGCCUUCCUUGCUUCUGAAGAACUGGAUGGUGUGGAAGAAAAACACUCAUCUCAAACUUCCUGCUCCCCGAGCUCCAGCCCACUGCCCCCGGCUCAGACCAGGCUCCAGGGCGCAAUAACCCGGCUCUGGCCCCUGGGACUGGCCCUGGCCAACGCGGCGGUGGGCGUGCAUGGCUUUCAGAGGAAGCUGGUGGUCUUCGCCUGCCUCCAGCUCCCUGUGGGCAGCCCCAGGAGCUGCGCUGUCCAGACGGCCCAAGAACAAGCCGGAGUCCUGUCCAUCCGAGCACUGCCUCAGGGCUCCAUCAGGUUUCACUGCAGAAAGUCCCCGCUGCGCUAUGCUGACACCUGCCCCGGACCCUCGCCCGACAGUGUUACUGGCUUCAAUCAGAUCCUGCUGGAGAGACACAGGCCGGGCCACGUGUGACCUCUUCUGCCCUCCCGGCCUUGCCCGGCCGGGCCACCCCCAUGCCUGUUUCCACAAGGCCUUUUCCUGCCAGCGGCCUCGCCAGGGACACGUAAUCAACACCCGGCUGCCAGGUGACUCCCGCAGCGACUCCGAGCGCACUCGGGGAGCUGUGGCUCCAGCCUGCAGGCGGGCCAGCGGCUGCACCGGUGGCCUGGGGC